Molecule: messenger RNA, 2653 nt
Organism: Diaporthe batatas
Lineage: Eukaryota; Fungi; Ascomycota; Sordariomycetes; Diaporthales; Diaporthaceae
Exons: 6
Coding region: 1-2631 (876 amino acids)
Biological process (GO): proteolysis
Molecular function (GO): serine-type endopeptidase activity
Source: RefSeq, a predicted model, not a curated record
AUGAAGUUCAAUUUUCAACAUUCUUUACUGCUCGGCCUGGGCCUUCAUUCCUUCUCAGUGAGCGCACAUCCAGGGCAGCCCUACUACGAUGCUGCUCAUCUCAUCAGACGCGACAAUUCCACUUCAACGGGCCGAGUGAUACAAUCUUCCAGUCGCCCGUCUCUCCCUCCCGUAACCAUCCUUCCUUCAAAUAUUCCCACCUCUCGCGGCGGAUCUUCUGCUCCGCCAACAACAGUCCCACCCACCAUAACCAGCGCUCCCCCCUCCUCGACAGCGACGUCUAGUGCCCCGGCAGCAACAACAACAGUUAGCAAUGGUGACACGAUCGUCGUCGCGGCCGGCGUCGUGGUGGUGGGAGGAACCGGAGGCGGCUUCUUCAGUAUCGCCGGCUCGGGGGGAGCGCCGGUGGCAGUGGCGGCUGGCACGACCGUGACGGCCGGAUCCUCCUCGGGUGACAGUCCGGAAAACCCCGAUAAACCGGAGCCGUCGAGCCAGCCCCCAAGCUCGGAGCCACCGACCAGCACGGAGCCCACAACUACGGAGACUACCACCUCGGCGCCGACCGGGCCGCCCACGCCCUGCCUCAUAUUCCCCAAGGACGGAGCUACAAGCCAGGAGAACAAGGAUUUCAUGGCGCUCAUCGACAAGGAGCUUGGAAAGGGCAAUUACCGGGAGACGACGGACACGGUCCAGUUAUUCGUGAGCGCCAACGUCACGGCGGCGCAGAAUGCAACUCUCUCCGCGGACUCACUGGUCGGUGGCGUGGAGCCAAUUGUGUCGCUUGAUGACAACGCUGGCGAGUCGGUGCCGGUCCCAAACGGCAAGAGGGACGAAGACGUCCAUGAGAAGUGGUGGAUGGAGUCUCUAGACAAACUCGGCAGGAUCAAGAAGCGUGCCGUGAUGAAGCAGGACAAUGCCCCCACUGAGCUUGUCAUGAUCUCCCAGCCUCCUCUGGUGGACCUAGCGGCACUCAAGAGCUACACUUAUGAUGACAGCGCCGGCACGGAUAUCACAGUCUAUGUCUUGGACACUGGCUACUAUACCAAGAACAGCGAGUACACCGGCAUGGCCAAGAAGCCACGAUGGCUUUUCGGAGGCGCGCAGGCGGAUAAGUCAGUCGAGGAGGACCUUGGCUCGGACGGUCACGGUAGCUGUGCUGGCUCUAAAGUCAAUGGGCCAAAGUAUGGAGUUGCAAAGCAGGCCAAUCUUGUGGUUGUGAAGGCUUCGAUCAACACUGACGAGACACUCGACGGCUUAAACAAGAUCCUCGCGGAUGUGAGAGAAAAGAAGCUGCAAGGCAAGGCAAUUGUCAACUUUUCGCGAUCAAUUGCAAACCCAAGCAAAUUCACGCAGAAGAUGCUGGAGUACUACGUCAAAGAGAUGAUCAAGGAAGAUGUUAUCUUCAUAACGGCAUCCGGGAAUGACGAUCGGGAAGAGGUCGCCGACGGAAAAGCGUCUGCUCUUGACGUUGACGGCUACCCGGCUUUGAUAGCCGCCUCUGGGGUGCCAAUCAUUAAUGUCGGCGCUGUUGAUAACACGGGCAAGAAUGCAUCCUUUUCCCAGGGCGGGCCCUUAGUUCAUGUCAUGGCGCCCGGCCAACAGGUCCAAUGUGCUUCCAACUCCUUCUUUUCCAACACACAGAAACAGGACGGCACAUCCUUUGCCGCACCAGCAGUAGCUGGCCUCGCAGCCUACCUGCUUGCCCUGGGAGAGUAUCCAGAGCUGUACCAGACGGGCAAGGUGGCAGAGAACAUGAAGAAGCUCCUCAUAGACAUGGCCUACCAGCGUGUGCCCGACGGAGGCCAAGUCGUGUUCAACGGCCAAGGAGCCGUCUGCUCUCGCCCCGGGAGCGCCAAGUUCAGACGUCAGGACCUGAGCGGCGAGGCCUGCUCUGCCGUCUCAUCAACGACGACCAUAGUACUAACCUCGACUUCGGCUCCUCCGCCGCCAGCGACGACGUCUAACCCACCACCAGCGACGACGUCCAACCCACCACCAGCCGAAACGACCGCACCUGCGCCACCACCUGCGCCUAAGGAGCUGUUUUCUCUGAACGAAGAAGUAGGCGCCGGGAACGAGCGCUGCUUCCGGACACAAGGCUUCAGCGUCACGGCUGGAACAACGUAUGGCUUCUCGUUCGAAGCCGACGCAAAUCUGCGGGUGAGCAUCGAGACCGGCGGCACGAAAGAGGGCUACCACCAGUCCAUGGGCUCCUGGACAGGAACCUUCUAUGCCAAUGCCGGUGAAACGCUCAGGAUCUGCGCAAAGAGCUCCGCAUCUGCGUCGCUGCCGGUCAAAUUCGCCAUCACCGAGGAGCCAUCCCAACCCAUCGCGGCGCCGGCUGGCAAGGAGGUCUUCAAGCUGGACGACAAGAUUGCCGCGGGUGGCACGUCGUGCUUCCCGACGACGGGCCUGGAUAUCAAGGCGGGCAACUAUGGCUUCUCCUAUACCACGAACGACGGCAUUGUCGUCGAGAUUGGGGACAACAGCUCUGGGCCCAGGUACUUCUCCGGGAAUAGGGCGCAGGGUGCCGGCCUGAUGUACAUUGGUUUCUCAGGCGGCACUAUCUCUAUUUGCGGGAAGAACGAUGGAAAUUCCGACGCUCCUAUCUCGUUGAAAAUGACGCAGUGAUCGCUCUCGCUCUCGGGCCAAU